GAGCAGGCGAGAGGCUCCUCGGUGCAGCGUCAGCGCGCGACCAGCCGCCGGGUGCCAUGGCCGCCGAUCGGCGCGGGAAGGCGGAGACUCUGGCCCUGAGGCGGCGGCUGAUAAGCAAUUCUUGCAGACUCUUUUUUCCGGAGGAUCCUAUUAAGAUUGUCCGGGGCCAAGGACAGUACUUGUAUGACGAACAGGGUGCAGAAUACCUCGAUUGUAUCAACAAUGUGGCUCAUGUCGGGCACUGCCACCCUCUCGUGGUCCAGGCCGCACACAGACAGAACCAGGUGCUCAACACCAACAGCCGAUACCUGCACGACAACAUCGUGGAUUACGCACAGAGGCUGGCAGAGACCCUGCCGGAAAAGCUCUGUGUGUUUUAUUUCCUGAAUUCUGGGUCAGAAGCCAAUGACCUGGCCCUGAGGCUGGCCCGCCAGUACACGGGACACUGGGAUGUGGUGGUAUUAGACCAUGCUUAUCACGGUCACCUGAGCUCCCUGAUCGACAUCAGUCCCUACAAGUUCCGAGACCUGGAUGGCCAGAAGGAGUGGGUCCAUGUGGCACCUCUCCCAGACACCUACCGGGGUCUUUACCGGGAGGACCACCCCAAUCCAGCUGGGGCCUACGCCAGCGAGGUGAAGCGCGUGGUGAACAGCGUGCAGGAGAAGGGCAGGAAGAUCGCAGCCUUCUUUGUGGAGUCUCUGCCCAGUGUUGCGGGGCAGAUCAUUCUCCCGGCUGGCUACUUCCCCGAAGUGGCCGAGCACAUCCAUGGGGCUGGAGGGCUCUUCAUCGCAGAUGAGAUUCAAGUGGGCUUUGGCCGAGCAGGCAAGCACUUCUGGGCCUUCCAGCUACAGGGAGAAGACUUUGUCCCCGACAUUGUCACCAUGGGCAAGUCCAUUGGCAAUGGCCACCCAGUAGCCUGUGUGGCCACAACCCAAGCUGUGGCAAGGGCCUUUGAAGCCACCGGCGUCGAGUAUUUCAACACGUUUGGGGGCAGCCCGGUGUCCUGCGCCGUGGGCCUGGCCGUCCUGGACGUUCUGGAGAAGGAGCAGCUGCAGGCCCAUGCCGCCUCUGUGGGCAGUGUCCUGAUGGGGCUCCUUGGACAGCAGAAAGCCAAACAUCCCAUCAUCGGGGAUGUCAGGGGCAUCGGUCUCUUUAUUGGCGUGGACCUGAUCAAAGACACGGCAACCAGGACGCCAGCAACUGAAGAGGCGAACUACGUGGUGUCCAGGCUGAAAGAGAACUACAUUUUGCUGAGCACCGACGGCCCUGGGAGGAACGUCCUGAAGUUUAAACCCCCGAUGUGCUUCAAUGUGGACAACGCGCGACAUGUGGUGGCCAAGAUGGAUACCAUCCUGACAGACAUGGAAGAAAAGGUGAGAAGCUGUGAGACGCUGAGGCUCCGGCCCUGAGGCAGCCCUGCCACGUCGCAUCCUCCCUCCCCCAGAAGGAAUGAAGCAUCCCACUCAAACACACUGAGGUGGCGACCCUGACCCCCGGCUUUGAGGAAGAAAGCCACUGAGGCUCAAGGCGGGGCUUCCCUGCGGCCACACUGCUCCCCCCUUCCCCCAACCACUGGCCUGUUGUUGGGAAGGCCCAGAUAGCGGUGUCCCCUUAGGAGCCAGAGUGUCAAGUUUCCUUUUUGCUCAAAAUUCUGCCCACUGUGGGUGGGGUUAGGGUCAGGGACCUCCCACCACCCAGUUGCCUAAGUAAAUCAGGAGUUUACUUUUUAAAGAAAGUACCCUGGCACAUAUACU
Odobenus rosmarus divergens (Pacific walrus) is the source of this 1754-nucleotide messenger RNA. It is a transcript of the gene PHYKPL, whose product is annotated as alanine-glyoxylate aminotransferase 2-like 2. Lineage: Eukaryota; Metazoa; Chordata; Mammalia; Carnivora; Odobenidae. Bases 57 to 1409 code for a protein of 450 amino acids. Gene Ontology annotation, molecular function: pyridoxal phosphate binding; transaminase activity. Gene Ontology annotation, cellular component: mitochondrion. The transcript is spliced from 13 exons. The record is from RefSeq and is a predicted model, not a curated record.